UGACUCAUACCAUUUCCUUCUCUUAUUUCCCAUCUCCAACCAUGGCUUCCAAAUUAUGGUCCUUUUCUGUCAUCUGCCUUGCCUUUCUAUUCUCUUCCGCGAUCGCCCAGGCCCCGGCACAGCCACCCAGUUUGCCAACCGUCUCUCCUCCCCCCUCUACCCCACCUCCAACUGUACCAACUCCUCCCCCAUUGUCAACACCACCACCUACUGUUGUUGCACCAUCAACAAGUCCAGCCAUUCCACCACCCCAAAGUUCACCUGUCUCGACCCCGUCGCUACCCCCAGCAUUUCCACCUCCCCCCGCUACGCCUCCGCCAUUGCCGCCUCCUUUACCACCACCGCAAGUCUCUCCGACUCCUUUGCCAACACCACCGGUGCUAGCUCCCACCUUAGCACCAUUACCAUUACCGACUUCGCCAACACCAACACCUUCGCCACCAACCCCAGCACCUGUUGCGUCCCCUGAGUUAUCCCCUGCACCCGCGCCGGGAAAACAUAAGCAUAGGAGACGUCACAAACAUAAGAAGCAUCAAGCACCAGCCCCGGCCCCAACCGUCCCGAGCCCACCCGCACCACCUACAGUUGUGGAUUCACAAGACAGUACAGCCCCGGCACCAUCACCAGAUCUGAGUGGAGGAGACCCAAUGAAAGGAAAGGUGGGAACAUGGACUAAAGUUGGAUUGGGAUUCAUAUUUCUAGUUGCUACCACUGGCUUCAAUUUAUAAUUUUUGAAGAGAAUUCAUUACGGUUCAUAAUAUUAUAGAAUUUGUCCCAGAAUCUGAGAGAUAUAUUUCAUAUAUAUCAUUUUUUUAAAAAAUGAUUUGUGUAUUGGAAUAAUAAUAAUAAUUUUUUAUUA
Molecule: messenger RNA, 859 nt
Organism: Cucumis melo (muskmelon)
Lineage: Eukaryota; Viridiplantae; Streptophyta; Magnoliopsida; Cucurbitales; Cucurbitaceae
Product: lysine-rich arabinogalactan protein 19
Exons: 2
Coding region: 42-728 (228 amino acids)
Cellular component (GO): plasma membrane
Source: RefSeq, a predicted model, not a curated record